Molecule: messenger RNA, 2505 nt
Organism: Lodderomyces beijingensis
Lineage: Eukaryota; Fungi; Ascomycota; Pichiomycetes; Serinales; Debaryomycetaceae
Source: the annotation of a GenBank genome assembly
AUGACCGAGAUGAGCGAAAACGCUCCACUAGACCUUGGAGCAUCGUUUUUAUUCGCAGCACCGUCACUCCUGCUGCAAAACACUCAAGCAGGAGUGACUUUUCGAGAGGAGAAUCAGCUACUGGACCAGGGUGACGAAGAAGCAAAAGAAGAGGAAGAACCGGAAGUUCGAAUACCGUCAUCUCCGUUGAGAGUCAGUGAUGCCGAUCCAGGGUCGGAUUCUGUUUCUUGCAAAAAAGUAAAGCUUUUCAACCAGCAAGUCAUCCCGCUUCGAGAAAGGUCCAAAAGCACGGCGAGAGCGAGGUCCUACAACGAUGUUGAGACGUACUCGCUACUAGAUAUGGACUCGCUUCGCUCCAAAGCAGAACUCAGAAUCAAAAUCAAAGAAAAUAACGCACAGCUAAAACGUGAAACUAAUAUAGUCAACUUGGAAACGGCGCCUCAAAUGUGGACGGAUAAGUACCGGCCCAAUAACUUUCUACAGCUCUGCUCUGCAGGUAACGAUAAGCAGUACCGCUUGGUUAUGAAAUGGCUAAGCAAAUGGUCCGCCGUUGUCUUUGGCGAGAACAGCAAACCCGAGGGAGUGGAUACGUUGGGACGACCACUACGCAAGAUUCUAUUGAUCCAUGGUCCUCCAGGGAUAGGCAAAACUGUCGCUGCUCACAUUCUAGCCCGGCAGAUGGGGUACGAUUUGCAAGAAUUGAAUGCAGCUAAUAGCAUGGACACUCUACCGCAUGCGCAGCUUGGAGGUGGCUCAAGUUCCAAUUCUGCCUAUGCCAACGCGGCGAAUGCACUAAAGUUGAAAAUAACAAACUCUUUAACCUCGAAUUCGGUUUCAAACAAUACCAAACCUACUUGCUUGUUGAUCGAUGAGCUAGACUCGAUGGCAAAUGUCGGAGAUAUCGUGAGAGUAUUGACCGAUAUCAUCAACUCGGACCAGCGUGCUUACAACAAGCGAAAGUACAGCGAUCCCAAGGAGAGCAAGAGCACAAAAAAUAAAAAGAAGGACAAGAUGUUGAAUCGUCCCAUCAUUUGCAUAGCCAAUGAUAUCUACUCUAGACAACCAGGGCGUGUUGGUCCCAACCCCUUGGAGAAAAUUAGGGCGAUGGCUGAAGUUGUCAACUUUAGGAAACCAACCUCGGCUCAACGGGCCACGGGAGCCAAAAUCAGCAGCAACUCGAUGAAGAGUGUCAAGGAUUUCCUCAUGACGAUCAAUGAGAAUGAAAAAUUAGGGUUGGACUAUCGAGAAGUUGGCGAUAUUUGCGAAAACUGCGAAGCAGACAUCCGAGCUUGUCUCAACCAGAUGCAAUUCAGCGGACGCAGACUCGAGCCUGGUCUUAACGACGUGCCAAAAUCGAACCCGGCUUUACACGACAAGAAUGUCUCGUGGUUCUCAAUGGUGGAUGAAAUUUUCAGGCGAGAUCCGCAGUUGAAAAAAGAAGACAAUUUCAUCAAGCUUUUGGACAAGUACAUGAACGGUAACGGCAAGGCUGUCACGGGAAGUUCCGACUCUUUUGACAAGCUCAUGAAUGGGAUAUUUGGCAGAUACUUGGAUGUGGUGCAUUUGCAGGACAACUCAUUGAGCAGACCGGCGGAGUUUAGUGACUGGAUGAACCAUUUCGAUGUACUUCUUCAUCAUACCCACAUGGACUCCAGUCAAUACGCCCCUUUGCUUGCUCUUAAAUCGUGGUCGUUGUUUAGCGAUAUAAAGGUGCACAAGAUCGGCGGCGACACGAACACCUUAGUUCCCAAUGCUAAAAACUUGGCCUACGAGUCCUUUGAGGCUUUGAAAGAACACAAGCAUGUGGUCAAGACGGUGAUGCAGAAUCUCCCCGUGUCAACUUUACUAGCCUUGGGCGGGGGAGGCAACGUCGAACAUUGUGCUACUAUGUUUUUGCCCUUUGCGUCAAAGAUACUAUCUCCUGCAUUCACCUCAAAGAUUAAAUCUAAUUUGGCUGCGCAUGAGCUUGUGUGGUUGGAUAAGGUGACCCAGCUUUCGUCGGAUUUGCAACUUGGGUUUGAGUUUCAACGCGAGGUCGAGACGGGCCAAACCCAAUUGAAAUUUUCACCAGAUUGGGAUGGCUUGUCGCUUUACGAAAGCGAGCUUGCCAAAACGCCAGCGGCGAUCGACAAAAAGCAGACCCAGUUGAAACGACAAAACUUGUUUCCGCUUGUAACUGCGGAGUUGGACAAUCGUUCAACAUCGACCAAAAAGCGACAUUCAGACGAGAUAGAGACAGGGACAGGGACAGAGCACAAAAGUAAAUACAAGAAGGCAAAAGUCGAUGAUGGAAACGAUGCAGCAGUGAAAAAGAAUCAAAACCUGUAUUUUUUCAAAGAGAGAUACGACGAUGAUGGGUCUAAAGCUGCUGCUGCCGCUGAUGGUGAACCACACACAACGAAGGAAAAAAAGGGGGCCACGCAAAGAAUCUGGGUCAACUAUAACGAAGGAUUCUCCAAUGCUGUUAGAAAAAAAGUGUCGUGGAAGGACAUAUGGCUCCCGUGA